GCCGAUCACCGCAUACGAGAAACCACUUGAAUUGGAAUUUCGCGCGUAAGCAAAUUUAAUUAUAAAUACGAGCCGGAUGGACGGCAGCAUGGGACCAAUCAGACUAUAGAGCUAGCCGUACACACACCUAGAGUUAGCCAGCUACACACUACAAAGUUAGAGAAGAUCGCACAGAAGAGCGAAGCAGCACCAUGGACUACAGCAGGCUGAAUGCCAACAUCAACACGGGCAACAUCAGCACCGACGACUUUCUGGCCGUGUUCACGACCAGCUCCACAGCCGCCACUGGCGGGCCGCCCAAUGGCACGCGAUACCCGGAGAGUGCCACCCUCAAUCCCCCGCUCCUAACCGUCGACGGCCAGCUGACGGUGCCGGGCCUUCUCGACCAGUCCCCAACGGGGUCGGGAGCAGGCUAUAUCAAUGUGAACGACACGAUAUAUCUGCUGAAUGGGAGUUUCUACAAUAGCACCCUACAGCUGGCGGGGAGCUACUACAACCAGAGCGGCGGAGCGGGAAACCUGAGUGGGGGAUAUGGACUCAUGGGUAACGGCAGCAAUAUCACGGAAGUGCACUGGGACGGACGCUAUCCGAGCGGGUACACGCUCACCCACAUAGUGAUUGCCUCGAUCAUUGUGACCAUCCUGAUGAUCAUCAUCGUGGUGGGCAACAUGCUGGUAAUCAUCGCCAUUGCGACGGAGAAGUCGCUGAAGAACAUCCAGAACUGGUUCAUCGCCUCGCUGGCCGUGGCCGACUUCUUUCUGGGCCUCAUCAUAAUGCCCUUCUCGCUGGCAAACGAGCUGAUGGGCUACUGGAUCUUCGGAAGCUGGUGGUGCGACAUUCACUCGGCCAUGGACGUCCUGCUCUGCACCGCCUCGAUCAUGAACCUCUGCCUCAUCUCGCUGGAUCGCUACUGGAGCAUCACCAAGGCCGUCGACUAUCUGAAGUCGCGGACGCCGGCCCGUGCCGCUGUCAUGAUUACGGCGGUGUGGAUUAUGUCGGCACUCAUCUGCAUCCCCCCGCUGCUGGGGUGGAAGGUAAAGAUGCCCGAGGGACCGCUGCCCAAGUGCGAGUUGAGCGAGGACAUCGGCUAUGUGCUGUACUCGGCCCUGGGCUCCUUCUAUAUCCCCAGCUGCAUCAUGGUCUUUGUGUACAUACGAAUUUACUUUGCCGCCAAGGCGCGGGCGCGGCGAGGCAUCAAAAAGCAUCCGCGCAAAACAAACAACGAACAGGUAACGAGCUUCACCACCGCCAACAAGAAAGGAACAAUACCGAUGCCAUCCUCCAGCGCCGCCUCCGCGCUGCAGCUGCACCAGCAGCGACAGAUAGCCACCAUUGAGACACCACCGAACAGUGCCACGCUACCGAUGCAAAUACCAACGGUAACCAUGGAUCUGGCCUCGGACAUAUCCACCUCCGAGGCGGGGGAGCUGGAGGCUGUUGCAGCACAGACAGUGCUCGCCUACUCGGCCAAUCCCAAUUGUGGCGCGAAUGCGAAUGCGGUCACCGUGUCAGCUGGCCAGCUAUGCUCCCCCAGCUCGCCGAAGGAGACGCUUCAGGUCAGCACCAUAGCCACGGGCCGCGUUGGCCUCAAUGUGCCCGUGCCCCCGUCCAUGGGCAGCAACAACUCCAUCAAUGCCCUCAACAACAACAAUGGAAGUGUGGAGGCUGCCAACAACGCGGGUGGCGGCGUGGGCGGGGCCAGUGGAGCCGCAUUGGGGACCACAGUGACGUCCAGCAACGAGCUGAGAGUGUCGCCGAUCGGCGGACGCUGUCGGGCGCUAUCCGUGGGCGUUGACACGGACAUGGUGAGUGAAUUCGAUCCUUCCAGCUCGGACUCGGGCGUGGUCAGUCGCUGUGCCGUGGUCAAGCCGCUCAAGUUUCGCCUUUGCCAGCCGAUCUUUGGACGCAAAUCGAACCAGCAGCGGCGCAACGAAUCGAAGGCAGCUGCCGCCGCGGCGUCAGCCAAAAGUCCCACCCCUUCUGCCGCGGCGGUAGCCAAAAACCAGCAGCAGCAGCAGGUGGUCAAGGCCGAGCUUGAGCCAGCCAUUCCCAAGACGCCGAAGCCGCGGGAUCCCGAAAAGGAGAAGCGACGGAUCGCCCGCAAGAAGGAGAAGCGGGCCACACUCAUCCUGGGCCUGAUCAUGGGCAGCUUCAUUGCCUGUUGGCUGCCCUUCUUCUUCUUGUACAUCCUGGUGCCGGCCUGUAGUAGCCACUGCAACAUCCCCGAGUCAGCGUUCGCCAUCGCUUUCUGGCUGGGCUACAUGAACUCGGCCCUCAAUCCGGCCAUUUACACCAUCUUCAACAAGGACUUCCGGCGCGCCUUCAGGCGCAUCCUGUUCAAGUGAUG
Molecule: messenger RNA, 2347 nt
Organism: Drosophila persimilis
Lineage: Eukaryota; Metazoa; Arthropoda; Insecta; Diptera; Drosophilidae
Gene: Octalpha2R
Product: alpha-2 adrenergic receptor
Exons: 3
Coding region: 192-2345 (717 amino acids)
Biological process (GO): adenylate cyclase-activating adrenergic receptor signaling pathway
Cellular component (GO): membrane
Molecular function (GO): G protein-coupled amine receptor activity
Source: RefSeq, a predicted model, not a curated record